UUAAUUUUCUCAUUUUCAAAAUAACAUAAAAGGAGACAUUUUGCCGCCAAAAUCUAUUUCUCUCGCUCAAUCGAGGGUUUCUUCUCCUUCUUCAUUUUCUUCUUCAUUUUUCUCAAAAUCACAACUCAAGUGUUUCAUCUUGUUCAUUUCCCAAAAUGACCUCGACAAUUCCGCUCCAUAUCGACGACGAGGACGACGAAUUUGAUUGGGAAGCAGCGGUUAGAGAAAUCGACGUCGCAUGUCAAACAGCAACGUCGCUCCAAAACGAUGCCUCUUCUUCUCGUAUUUAUAGAUUUAAUUCUAAUUCUAAUCCUAAUCAUAUACCUAACAGUAAUCAUGUCAAUAUGAAAAAGCCUGGGUCUUCUUUUAAACAAUCCACCCUCGAUAGAUUUAUCGGGAAUUUUCAAACGGAUUGUAAUGAGCUUAAUCACCAGAAUGUUAGGGUUUCUGGUGAUGAUGAUGAUCAGAGUGUAAACUGUGUCGAAAUUGAUGCCGAGGCAGCUAAAACUUGGAUUUACCCAGUAAAUGUUCCCCUUCGUGAUUAUCAAUUAGCUAUAACGAGGACAGCAUUGUUUUCGAAUACAUUGGUGGCAUUACCAACAGGACUUGGAAAGACACUGAUAGCAGCUGUUGUUAUGUAUAAUUAUUUCAGGUGGUUUCCACAAGGAAAAAUAGUUUUUGCUGCUCCAUCUCGGCCACUUGUAAUGCAACAAAUAGAAGCUUGCCAUAAUAUUGUGGGAAUACCACAAGAAUGGACAAUUGAUAUGACAGGCCAGCUAAGUCCUUCAAAAAGAGCAUGCUUUUGGAAAACAAAACGAGUAUUCUUUGUUACUCCUCAAGUUUUGGAGAAGGAUAUUCAGUCUGGCACAUGCUUGGUAAAGUACCUGGUAUGUUUGGUGAUUGAUGAGGCUCAUCGUGCUCAAGGAAAUUAUUCUUACAGUGUGGCAGUUCGUGAGUUGGUGGCAGUACCAGUUCAGCUAAGAUUAUUAGCUCUGACUGCAACACCGGGAUCAAAGCAGCAGGCCAUCCAGAAUAUUAUUAAUAACCUACUUAUUUCAACACUUGAGUAUCGUAAUGAAGGUGAUGCUGAUGUUGUCCCAUAUAUUCAUAACAGAAAGAUUGAAUUAAUUAAGGUCCCUCUAGGAAAGGAGGCUGUUGACAUAAAUAAACAGCUAUUGGAGGUGAUACGUCCAUUUGCAACUAGGCUUUCUGCAAUUGGGCUUCUGCAAAAUAGAGACUAUAAGACUUUCAGUCCCCCUGAUCUACUUAAUUCAAGGGAGAUAUUCCGUCGGGCACCCCCACCAGAACUUCCCCAGAAGAAGCAUGACGAAAUUGAAGCAUAUUUUGCAGGUCUUAUUACUCUUUAUCACAUACGUAAGCUACUCUCAAGUCACGGAAUACGACCAGCUUAUGAGAUGCUGGAAGAAAAGUUGAAAAAAGGGCAUUUAGCAAGAUUGGUGACUAAAAAUGAAGACAUUAGGAAAGUAAAACUUGCAAUGCAGCAAAGCUUGUCUCAUGGUGCACCCAGUCCCAAAUUAUCAAAAAUGUUGGAAGUACUGGAAAAGCAUUUCAAAGCAAAAGACCCACAGAACUCAAGGGUGAUAAUCUUUUCCAACUUUAGAGGAAGCGUGAGGGAUAUAAUGAACACACUAUCAACCAUUGGGGAUCUAGUUAAAGCAACUGAGUUUAUUGGUCAAAGCUCAGGGAAAACAUUGAAAGGGCAGUCACAAAAAGUUCAACAGGCUGUUUUGGAGAAAUUUCGCGCUGGCAAAUUCAAUGUUAUUGUCGCAACGUCAAUCGGUGAAGAAGGCCUGGAUAUUAUGGAAGUUGAUCUUGUAAUAUGUUUUGAUGCUAAUGUAUCACCACUAAGAAUGAUUCAGCGCAUGGGGAGAACUGGAAGGAAGGAUGAUGGACAAGUUGUAGUUUUAGCUUGCGAGGGGUCUGAGUUGAAAGGUUAUAUGCGAAAACAAUCAAACAGCAGAGCCAUUAGUAAACACAUGCAUAAUGGUGGAAUAAGUAGCUUCAAUUUCCAUUCUAGCCCGAGGAUGUCAUUUUAUUUCUUUCAGAUUCCCCAUGUAUUUAAACCUGAAGUACAAUUUGUCGAGCUAUCAAUUGAACAAUUCAUUCCUCGUGGAAAGAAACUAAAAGACGAUUGUGCUGACCAGACACCUGUUUUCAGAUCCAAACUAAAUGUUGCAGAGGCUGAACUUAUUGCCAAGUACUUCCAGCUUACCAGUGAAAAAUCUUGGCGACCAUCUCUUAUUGCCUUUCCCCACUGCCAGGCAUUCCCUUCUAGAGUGCAUAAAGUAAUGCAUUCUUAUAGAACAGACAUGCUGAUUGAUACAAUGCAGUACUUGCAAAAUUUAUCAUUUCCUAAGGAGGGCAGAGCUUUUAUAAUUGAGGAUGAAAUCUCUUCAGGUAAGUGCUUGGAAGUCGAUAUCAUUGGAAAAGAGAACAACAACGAAGAUCUGCACCUACAGAUUGAUUCUCCAAGCACUAAGUCGCAGAAUAAAGUAAUAGAUUGUGAAGUGACUCCCACAGAGACCAUGAGAACUGAGAAGCAAAAUGUACUGGAUCUUCAUAGCCAACAUCGUCCAGCUCAUUCUUAUCUUUUUGGGUCAGAAUACGUGUCUGUAGAUGAUCUUGGAAAAGUCAUAAUUUUGUCUGUCCCUGUUCUUCCAUUGAAAGAGCCAUCACAAACUAAGUUUACAAGUUCCAGCACCAAGGUACUUCUAAAUUGUUUGAAGCAAAUAUCUUGUCAUAUGAACAAGACAGAUAAAGGUAAAGAGGAACCAACUGUGCGAGACAUGCCUAGUCUAGAACCAAUUUUAUCUUGGGCUCAACAUGAAACAGAUUUGGACUUAGCAAGAUCUUAUUCUGAUGUCAAUCAAGACGAAACGUUGAAUCAAGUUGAAAAAAUUCCUGAGACUCCAGUAUCAAAGAUAACUCUUUUAAAUAGAGGAGAUAAUGUCAUUGAAGUGUCCGAUGCCAUGGAAAUAAGGAUACCAUGUUUGCAGGCUGAUGAGGACAGCAACAAUAUCGAGUUGAGUCCCAGGCUAACUAAUAUGAUCCAAAGUGGUAUCGUUCCAGAGUCUCCAAUUAAUGAUACGGGACAAUUAAAGUGUAAAGCAAUAAAUGAGUUCUUCACUGCAGAAGUCAGUUCACCAAUGAAAUCUUGUGAAAAUCAGCCAAAGUCUCCAAAUGAAUGGAAGAAUGGGAAGUCUAUCAGCAGUGUUUGUCAAAGAAAUAAUGAAAUGCAAACUUCUUUAUUUAAGAACGAUGUUGGAAGAACUGGUGAAUGUAAUGCAGCUUCUCCAGCUGCUGAUGAAACAAAUACUAGUUGCAGCAAAGAUUGGCUUUUGAGUUUUGAAGUCAAGUCAGAAAAUGUGAAACAAGUACACAAGCUCAAAAGAUUGCGGAAAAUAGGGGAUUUUGAGAAAAAUCCAGAAACCAAAAAUGAAAAAUCAUCAGGCCCUCACCAAGCUAAGCGGCAUAGAGGUAAAAGGAAGCAAACUAGCAAAAUGAUGCCAUUCAUUGAGGAGGAAGCUGAGGUGUCUUCUGAUGCUGAAAUAUCUGGUGAUGAGGAAGACGACAAAGUCAGCAGUUCGUAUGAUGAUAGUUUCAUAGAUGACAGGAUAAAUUCUACAGCAACAAGCACACAAGUCGAAAAUAGUGGAGUUGAUAUGUUGGCAGUUUACAGGCGGUCUUUGCUCACCCAAUCACCAAUGGAGAGCACCAGAACUCCUGAAAGUGUUGCUUCUGUUACCAGAACUAAUGAAAGCAAAAGUUCUUCGGUCAAGACAUCACAUUCCUUCCAGACCCCUCUGAUCGAUUCUGAAAAUAAGUCUGCUGCUGGGAAGGAUUCAAAUUCUGUUCAGAUGGAUUCUGACAGGAUGUCAGCUGCAAUGCCUCCUGCAGAAAACGAGACAAAGCUGGAAAUCCGGAAAAGGAAAUUGAGUUUUUAUCAAUCGGGAUCUAUUCCUACAAUAAACCUAGAGCGAGAAUUUUCAUUGCAAUCGAAUGCUGUCAGAAAAGAUGCAUCCCCGCGAGAUCCAGUUCAAAAUUUUGAUGCCAAUGGUGAAAUUUUUCACGACGAUCAAUUCUUUGACAAUAUUGAUUUUGAUGCUGUGGAGGCUCAAGCUACCUUGCUUCUCAAACGCAGAUAUGAGUUGGCUGUACAGAAACACGACGCAAUUUCAGAAUCAAGUGCACGAAAUGUUGACCUUCCAAACUCUCCAUCAUUUGAUCUUGGAAUAUGGUGAAAAUUUUCACCAUUGGCAUAUAAAUUCAGCAGCUGCAGCCAGCAUCAGAGUUUUGAUAUUUCAGGGGAAUUUUAUGUUUAUUAGGCAAUAGAAUUUGUACAUAAAUAUAAAGAAAUAUAAUUUAUACAGGAGAGAGGAUGUAAAGUUGCAUUUAUAAAAGAAAACCUUACAUUGUAAUGAACAUAGCAGAGAUAAUCAUUCCUCUUAUUUUUUUAUGUAACUUUA
Molecule: messenger RNA, 4487 nt
Organism: Mercurialis annua (annual mercury)
Lineage: Eukaryota; Viridiplantae; Streptophyta; Magnoliopsida; Malpighiales; Euphorbiaceae
Product: DEAD-box ATP-dependent RNA helicase FANCM
Exons: 22
Coding region: 156-4262 (1368 amino acids)
Biological process (GO): interstrand cross-link repair; replication fork reversal; double-strand break repair via synthesis-dependent strand annealing
Molecular function (GO): 3'-5' DNA helicase activity; hydrolase activity; ATP binding
Source: RefSeq, a predicted model, not a curated record